Penicillium cosmopolitanum is the source of this 2562-nucleotide messenger RNA. RefSeq lists its product as uncharacterized. NCBI's taxonomy places the organism in Eukaryota, Fungi, Ascomycota, Eurotiomycetes, Eurotiales, Aspergillaceae. The transcript is spliced from 4 exons. The record is from RefSeq and is a predicted model, not a curated record. Gene Ontology annotation, molecular function: protein dimerization activity. Bases 1 to 2562 code for a protein of 853 amino acids.
AUGUCACAGAGUCAGAUCUCUCAGUUCUCCGACAAUUAUCCCUCAUCUGUCUUCGAGGAUAAUCCUUUAGACAGUCUUUCCUUCCUUCCAUCUGAUAGUGCUCAGUCAUUCAACCCUGAUGCACUAUACAGCCAGAGGCCUAUCUCCGCGCCCGACGUUAACUUCGCCCAGCCACUACUCCCGCCCCCUAUCCCUAAUGCCCUCGAGCGCGUUGGCCCAAAGAAACAGAAGAACUACGUCCUCUGGUCCGAAAUGGUAAAUGAUGAGUUCGUUGCAUGGUGGAUAAACACUGAGCAUGGUAGUCGGAUCAAACGCAAUAUCUUCGAGAGUAAGCGCCAGGCAGAAUGUUGGCAGCAUUUCUACCAGGUAGCGGCUAUACAAGACGGCGCCCCUAAGGUUAUGUGCAAAGUAUGCGAUCAUACUCUUAAUCAUCCAGCGGACGGCCAUCGCGGAACAUCGUCUAUGAAUAAACACUUCGAGCAAGGGGUCAACUGUCGGAAGGGAGCGCCUCGCUCCAAAGAUAUCAGAAGGCUAAUACAAGACGGUGUACACCUAGCCUCUCAAAAACCUACCUUUACCCAGCAAGCCUGGAUAGAGAGGGUAGUAACCUUCAUUACUACCCAUCGAUUGCCAUUUCAGCUUGUUGAGAGUCCUCAUUUCCGUGCCCUCCUUGAGAUGAAUAGGCUUGCUCCAUCUUUCCCGGAAAUACCCUCUGCUUAUAUUAUCCGGCGCCAACUUCAAGGAAUGGUAGCAGAAAGACAGCGUACUCUUCUUCAGGAGCUACCUACCGGUGCUAAGCUUUCUAUUGCAUUAGAUUGCUGGACCUCACCCUUUCGACAGGCAUUUAUAGCCAUCACAGGCUAUUUCAUGGAUCAUGACUGGAACUACCGAGAGAUCUUGCUAGGCUUCGAGCCUCUUCAUGGGCAACAUACUGGAGUUAAUCUAGGCUUAGUUCUCUUCGACCUUCUUCAAAAGCAUCAGAUUGAAAACCGGGUCUUGACGGUUACUACUGAUAAUGCGUCUAACAACUUAACGUUGAUGGAUAGUAUCCAAGACUCUCUCCAGUCACUCGAGGUGCCAAACCAGUUACCAAUCAUUCGGAUACCGUGUAUCGUACAUAUUAUUCAACUUAGUUUGAAAGAACUUCUUGGUCAAAUAGAAGUGAAUCCAAGGAAUGACGGAGAAGAGUUAGAGUGGAUCAAGAGAGAUAAUGGGACACGGCAAGAGAACCGAGAGAUUGUGCAUACCCUUGAUAAGAGCCCUCAACGCCGAGAGAAUUUCCUAGAUCUUCAGGCUAAAGAACCAAAGCUUGUUCCAAUGCAAGACGUUCGGACACGUUGGAAUUUCACGUAUUUGAUGCUUCGACGUGCAAAGCGCCUGCAGUCUGUUUUGAAUGAGUUUUGCACCCAGUACGAGAAUCAUGAGCUGCAGCCAAGUCGGGAAGAAUGGCGACAGAUUGAUUACCUUCUUUCGAUCACACAACCUUUCUUUACCUUCACCACCUCUCUCUCAAAGACUAAAGAAGUCACUAUUCAUAGUGUCUUUGCGAUCUACAACAACCUGUUUGCUCAUCUCGAGAAAUCUAGGGCACAGCUUGCGCGAAAGAAGGUUGGCUGGAAGAGAGUGAUGCUAUCUGCCCUACAGGCGGCAGGGCUGAAGCUUUCAGAAUAUUAUAGGAUGACUGAUGAGAUUGGUAAUGACCUUUAUGCAAUCGGCACAAUCCUAGCGCCACAAAACAAGCUCGAAUUCUUUUCCACUAAGGACUGGGAGCCAAAUUGGCGUGUGCGAUACCGUACGAGCCUCGAGGAGUACCUCAUACCUUAUCAGCAGCGCUAUUCAGAGUCACAGCCUACAUCAAACGGCCAACCCUCGGUAGGGGGGAUCUCUGAUGUUGAUAUCCUCUUAACAGCAGCCUCCUCUCUCCGGCCACAGACGACCGCUUAUGACGAGCUUUCGCGGUAUCUUGGAAGUAGUACGCAAGUAGUCAACCCGCGGACGUACUGGAAGGAUCAUCAGCAUGAAUUUCCUAUCCUCGCAAGCUUAGCACGGGAUGUUCUUACCACGCCUGCUAGUGGUUCUGGCGUUGAGCGGUUAUUCAACUCUGCUCGCGAUAUCUGUCACUACCGCCGAGGCUCGUUGAAACCCAAAACUAUAAGGGAUCUUAUGAUGUUCAUGUGUACGACCAAGUUUGACAUGGAGUCUGAACAACUUUCCCUUAUAGAAGAGUAUCUUUCCACCCAGGAGGCCGAGGUGGCAAGAGAAGAAAAGGAAAUUCGGAAAGCAGAGGAUGAAUUCGAUCCUAUCAGUGAUACUGAGGAAGACCCUUUAGCCACUAUAUCUCAACCUGCCGAACCAGUCAGUCAGCGUGCCCUCGGUAAAAGACCAAGGACAGAAUCUGCGACGGAAGACCCGGGGCCUUCGGCUGAAUCAAAUGAAGAUGAUGAAAUCCCCCUACCCGAUAAUAUCCAUAUACAGGGAGAGAGCAGUACUCAGAGGCGUUCAUCAGGGCGGCUUCCUAAGCGUUCUAGGCGGGACGAAGACUUUGUGUAUGGGAAGCCAUAG